AUGGCACCUUCAGCAAUCAGUUCCUCGAUUGACGAGCAGGAUUCCUUCCACUCGACUGGAAUAUUCCCUCUCAAUGAGCAACUGAACAAUACACAUCUUGGUGGCAAUAUGACAAACGGUCACAUCAACCCUCUACCCAGCUCCUCAAACGAAACUCUCGACCUGCUCUGCAUCGGAUUUGGUCCCGCCUCCCUUGCAAUUGCGAUCGCUCUCCACGAUACCCAAUCUAUCCUCUCAAAGUCUCCAAAAGUCCUCUUCCUCGAGAAACAACCCCAGUUCGCAUGGCACGCGGGCAUGCAACUCCCAGGCGCGAAGAUGCAAAUCUCCUUCCUAAAAGACCUCGCCACUCCCCGUGAUCCCAGAUCAAAGUUCACAUUCAUCAACUACCUCUUUUCCCAAGGCCGCCUGAACCAAUUCAUUAACUUGAGUACGUUUCUACCAAGCCGAGUUGAGUACGAAGAUUAUCUCCGCUGGUGCGCAUCACACUUCGAGCGAGAAGGCAAAGUUGGCUAUGGAAUGGAAGUCUGCUCCGUCAAGAUCGGCUCUACCUCUCCAUCUACCGGAAAGGUCACCGGUUGGGAAGUCACGGCACGAGAUAACACGGGAGAUUUUGUCACGAGAACAGCUCGUCAUGUUGUGGUUGCAGUCGGUGGACGACCAGUUGUUCCAACGAUCAUGCAAGGACUCAAGCAUGUUGCUCACAGCUCCCAGUUCGCAAAUGCAAUCUCGAAGAUUGAGGAACAGGCUAGAGAAAGCAAAAGACCGUUAAGAUUUGCGGUCGUGGGUAGUGGACAGAGUGCUGCGGAGAUCUUUAAUGAUCUUUGGGAGAGAUUCCCUGAUUCCAAGGUUCGGCUCAUCAUCAAGGGAGCAAGUCUGAGACCUAGCGAUGACAGCCCUUUCGUAAAUGAGAUCUUCGACCCUGAUCGUGUGGACGGAAUCUACGCCCAAGAUCCAGACCAACGGGCCUUAGCUCUGGCUCUGGACCGAGGAACAAACUAUGGCGUCGUCCGUCUCACUCUCCUUGAACACCUCUACGAGAAACUCUAUAUGCAACGUCUCCGUUCCUCUUCUCCUAUGGAUUGGCGAGCCAACAUCCUCAAUAACCGCCAAGUUCUCUCCGCUACGCAAUCCAAGGAUUCUGGAGUUUUGUUGAAGCUGGGAGAAGUAUUGGAGAAGGAUGGAGCUGAAGAGGAAUUGGAGGUUGAUUACGUCUUUACCGCGACCGGGUACAAGAGAAAUGCUCACGAGGAAAUCCUCUCGGAUAUCAAGGAUCUCUUACCUGGAAGAGAAAAGGAGAAGUUUGGUAUUAAGCGGGAUUACAGUGUGGUCUUCGAUCAUGGGAAGGUGGAUGAGGCUGCUGGCGUUUGGUUGCAAGGAUGUAAUGAAGGAACGCACGGUUUGAGUGAUACCCUUCUUUCGAUUUUGGCUAUUAGAGGCGGAGAGUUGGUUCAGAGCAUCUUCGGAAGCGAUGCUGCUUCAUCGACUUCUGCAUCAACUGCGGCCAGCUCUCCUGCUUGA
Messenger RNA from Mollisia scopiformis, 1518 nucleotides. RefSeq lists its product as uncharacterized. The transcript is spliced from 3 exons. Gene Ontology annotation, biological process: intracellular iron ion homeostasis. Lineage: Eukaryota; Fungi; Ascomycota; Leotiomycetes; Helotiales; Mollisiaceae. The coding region runs from base 1 to 1518 and encodes 505 amino acids. The record is from RefSeq and is a predicted model, not a curated record.